Pogoniulus pusillus (Red-fronted tinkerbird) is the source of this 750-nucleotide messenger RNA. RefSeq names its product histone H1.11L-like. The coding region runs from base 14 to 694 and encodes 226 amino acids. NCBI's taxonomy places the organism in Eukaryota, Metazoa, Chordata, Aves, Piciformes, Lybiidae. Gene Ontology annotation, cellular component: nucleus; nucleosome. Gene Ontology annotation, biological process: chromosome condensation; negative regulation of DNA recombination; nucleosome assembly. The record is from RefSeq and is a predicted model, not a curated record. The transcript has a single exon. Gene Ontology annotation, molecular function: structural constituent of chromatin; nucleosomal DNA binding; double-stranded DNA binding.
AUUGGCCGGCGUCAUGUCUGAGACCGCUCCAGCCCCAGCUGCUGAAGCAGCUCCGGCGGCCGUGCCCCCCCCGGCUCCGGCUGCUAAGGCUACCGCCAAGAAGCCGAAGAAGGCGGUGGGCAGUUCUAAAGCGCGUAAGCCCGCGGGCCCUAGCGUCACCGAGCUGAUCACUAAAGCUGUGGCUUCUUCUAAAGAGCGCAAGGGCCUCUCUCUCGCCGCUCUGAAAAAGGCGUUAGCUGCUGAUGGCUACGAUGUGGAGAAGAACAACAGCCGCAUUAAGCAAGGGCUUAAGAGCCUGGUCGGCAAAGGCACCCUGGUGCAGACCAAGGGCACCGGUGCUUCUGGCUCUUUUCGCCUUAGCAAAAAGCCUGGAGAGGUGAAGGAGAAACCGAAAAAGCGGGUAGCUGCAGCCAAGCCUAAGAAGCCAGCGGCUAGAAAGCCUGCCAGUGCUGCUAAGAAGCUGAAGAAGGCAGUGACAGCAAAGAAGAGCCCCAAAAAGGCUAAGAAGCCGGCAGCGGCGGCAACCAAGAAGGCAGCCAAGAGCCCCAAGAAGGUGACUAAAGCUGCAAAACCCAAAAAGGUGGCAGCAAAGAGUCCGGCCAAGGCGAAGGCAGUGAAAGCCAAAGCAACGAAGCCCAAGGUGGCUAAGCCCAAAGCGACCAAGGCAAAGAAGGCAGCAGCCAAGAAGAAGUAAGCUCCAGCAGAAAAAUUGUCUGCGUACCUCAACCCAACGGCUCUUUUAAGAGCCAC